CUCUACCAGCAAAAGCAGCAGGACCUGAUGAACAGCUACGAGCAGGCGAAGAAGAACAUUUUGAACCAGCAGCUGCAGGCGUAUUAUCAGCAAAUCCUUGCCAAUGCCCUGCAACAGCAGCAGCAGAACAUGGCCGCCACGCAGCCGGAGCAAAUGGAUGAGUCGGAUGGGCCGGCAAUGCCCAUCCAUCUGACCUCGUCGAUGUCGUCGCUCCUUGGCAGUCCUGGGUCUCAAUCUGUUCCCCAGACCCCCACCAACACCAAGGAGUCCAAGGAAAAUCCGUUGGCCGCGCAUUCGAAGUCGCAAAAGAAAGCCGACAGCGAUCUCGGAUCCGCCCUACCCAAACUCGAAGAUGGUCUCCACAACCUCGGCCAAGCCUUCGUCCCCCACAUGAUCGUCCCCAGCCCGUCCCUCCCGAAUCUAAAUAUGGCCGGGUUAGGCGGUCUCGAUCUGACAUCGCUUCUGGCCCAGGCUGCCCAGCUGAACAGCUUCCUGUCGUUGCCGUCACUUUUGAAGACCCAGCUGGCAAUGUCGGGGCAGAUGGGCAUUGGCGGGCAGCAGGAGGAGAUCGACCGUACCCGUCUCGAUCCACGCGCCGCCGCCUUGGCUUCAUUAUCAAACGCCCAACUACCGAUUGGCGGAUACCCCAGCCUGCUGAAACAGCAGCUACGAGAGCUGGUUUUACGGCGGAAAUCCCUCGUUCGAGAAGAACCGGAAGAAGUGAUCCCUAUGGAAGAGCAGUCCACUAGUGCUGUCGAAAAAGCUUCUUCGAUGGAAGUUCUAACGGAAGGGGAUUCACAGCCUACCACCGGUCUUGCCUACGAUGGUAACAUGUCGCGGCACGAAUGCGUCUGCGGGCAAAGCGGAUCACACGUGGAACACGGCGGAAGGGUGACAUCGAUUUGGGAGCGAUUACAGGCUGUUGGAUUGGUGCAAAGAUGUGAACGGGUACCAACCAAGAAAGCGUCCUUGGAAGCCUUACGAUCCGUCCACUCGUCAAUUUACGUCCAAUUCUUCGCCGUAUCCCCGACGGCUUGCCUCAAGAUGGAGCCAAGCGAAUUACCAUUGCGGAAUUUCGUGCAGCUACCCUGCGGCGGGAUAGGAGUCGACUCUGAUACCUAUUUUAAUGAUGCAAGCACGCAGAGUGCAGCGAGGACAGCGGCCGGGUCGUUAAUCGAGUUAUCGGCACAGGUGGCCGAAGGGAAAAUACGAAACGGGUUCGCGUGUAUUCGACCCCCAGGACACCAUGCGGAGAAGGACCUGGCGAUGGGCUUCUGUUUCUUCAACAAUGUGGCCGUUGCAGUCCGACAGUUACAGCAAAAGUAUCCGGAAAAGGCGAAGAGGAUUGCUAUUAUUGAUUGGGACGUCCAUCAUGGUAACGGAACCCAGCUAUGCUUUGAGAAUGACCCAACGGUUCUCUAUUUGUCUCUCCACCGACAUGACAACGGAAACUUCUUCCCUGGAACCGGUGCUGUUACGGAAGUCGGAAGUGGUGCUGGAAAGGGCUUCACUGUCAACAUCCCAUUCUCCGGUGAUGUCAUGCGAGAUGCUGAUUAUCUGGCGGCUUGGCGUGUCAUUGUCGCCCCAGUUCUCGAGCACUAUGACCCGACAUUCAUCAUGGUAUCUGCCGGAUUUGACGCUUGUACAGGACAUGCCAAUGCACUUGGAGGUUACGAGGUCUCCGCCCCAAUGUUCGGCUUCAUGACCCGACAACUGCUCCAGUACGCCGAGGGCCGUGUCGUUCUCGCGCUUGAGGGCGGCUAUGAAUUGUCAGCGAUUUCGGAUGCUGUUGAGCAUUGCGUGAAGGUGCUUUGCGGAGCCGAUGAGGACGCUGGUCGGUUGAGUGCCGAUGCGCUGGAGGGCAUCCCGUGUAUGGCGGCUCAGGAGACGAUACAGAAGGUGAUCGCCAUCCACAAAAAGCACUGGCCCACCCUGACGGCCAUCCAGGGCAUCAACACCAGCGAGCUGCAGUGGCAGACCCUUUCCCGAGAAUUGCAGCGGAUGUCGAUGAACCAGAAU
Messenger RNA from Mesorhabditis spiculigera, 2019 nucleotides. Lineage: Eukaryota; Metazoa; Nematoda; Chromadorea; Rhabditida; Rhabditidae. The record is from the annotation of a GenBank genome assembly.